ACUAUUAUGCACAUACUGGAUGAUACUUACAAAACAAACAAAACUCAACAUAAAAAUGACUUUCAUUCUUCAUUCAGUCUUCAAGACUCUUGGAUUUACAAAUAAGUGAACUGACAACAUACUGAAGAAGACAUUUCAUGCUUUGUAUGUGCAUAUUUUUACAACUUCUUCCUGUCUUGGACAUAAGCUAUUGCACAAAACAUGUCAUAUGUUUCAUAAUACAAAGAACCAGAAAAUAUUUCACAUAUGCAUGUUUUAUAGGACUGUUCUACGAGAAAACAUUCCACAUGACUGUAUUUUCAAAGUACAAUGAACCAGAAAACAUUCCACAUGUGUGUCUUUCAAAGUACAAUAUGCCAGAGAACAUUCCACAUGUGUGUCUUUUAAAGUACAAUGUACCAGAAAGCAUUCCACAUGUGUGUCUUCCAAAGUACAAUGUACCAGAAAACAUUCCACAUGUGUGUCUUCCAAAGUACAAUAUACCAGAAAAUUCCACACAUGUGUCUUCCAAAGUACAAUAUACCAGAAAACAUUCCACAUGUGUGUCUUCCAAAGUACAAUGCACCAGAAAACAUUCCACACAUGUGUCUUUCA
Owenia fusiformis is the source of this 594-nucleotide messenger RNA. The record is from the annotation of a GenBank genome assembly. Lineage: Eukaryota; Metazoa; Annelida; Polychaeta; Sabellida; Oweniidae.